Neolamprologus brichardi is the source of this 542-nucleotide messenger RNA. RefSeq names its product spexin hormone (gene spx). Lineage: Eukaryota; Metazoa; Chordata; Actinopteri; Cichliformes; Cichlidae. The record is from RefSeq and is a predicted model, not a curated record. Gene Ontology annotation, molecular function: neuropeptide hormone activity.
CUUCUACUCUCUCAUCGUCUCUGCAGGCGCCCGGCUUACAGGACCUGUGAUACCAUGAAGGGUUUGAAGACUGUCACAAUAGCGUAUGUACUCACCCUUUUAUUACUGGCAACAUUUAUCUCCCAGUCAUGGAGCACGCCAAAGGGCUCAUUCCAGCGAAGAAACUGGACCCCGCAGGCUAUGCUGUACCUCAAGGGCACCCAGGGAAGAAGGUUCAUCUCAGAGGACCGAAAAGAAGGAGAUGUCUACGACACUCUUCACCUAGAGACUCGUAGUCAGAACACAGAGAAGCUGACUGUGGACCAGGCUGCUACUGUUCUGCUUAAUUUCCUACAGCAGGCUAGAGAGGGAGCUGAUGAAAACGCAGAUGAGGUGUAUAUCCAGGAGCUACCAGUGUGGAAGAGGGAAUAUUUCUAAUGUUUGUAUCAUUGCCAGACAACAACCUCUGAUUUGUUCUGUGUGGGGGGAAAGGAAGCUGUAAAUAUAAAUUCUCUAAAUAUGAAAUGUGAUGUUUUAAUAAAAAGAGUUUCAUUGAAACUGUU